AUGGCUGCUGCUGGGCAGCAAGAAAGUGCCAGGGCUGCUAUGUCUAAUAAGAAAUUUCAGCUCCAAGAGUCAGAGCAGGCGCAAGAUAAACUUGAUAGUCCAUUUGACAUCUUCACUAAUCUAGAAAGAAAUGACUUAAGUGGUAAUCCAUCCAGGAAAGAAACUUCCAACACACCUCUUCCUAAUUCAAAUACAACUGGAGGAGAGUCAGACAGCAAAUCCUCAAGUUAUUUUAUAGCCCUUGAUUCAUCUAUUGAAAAUCUGCAAGAAAGAGCCCAGCAAAUAAUUGAUAAGAUGAAUGAGAAGCGUAAGGAAGACCAAGUGCUCAUGAACAAUUUCCGAGAAAGUCUUUUGAUGAAGGUUUCAAGCUUGGCAGAGAAGUUGGAGGAAAGCAUGUUCCCUGUCUAUGAUCAUCAUAACAAGCUCAUUCAAGAUCAAAUCCAAGAGUUUUACCAGAUCAUGGAGAGGAUCAAACAGAUUGAAACAGAGCUCAGGAAGGUCUGUCACACUGUGGAGAUGUUAUAUAAAGACCUGUGUGAGCAGUCUGAAUUGUGA
This is a messenger RNA of Zootoca vivipara (common lizard), 555 nucleotides long. It is a transcript of the gene SYCE2, whose product is annotated as synaptonemal complex central element protein 2. Gene Ontology annotation, biological process: synaptonemal complex assembly. NCBI's taxonomy places the organism in Eukaryota, Metazoa, Chordata, Lepidosauria, Squamata, Lacertidae. The record is from RefSeq and is a predicted model, not a curated record. Gene Ontology annotation, cellular component: central element.